UUUUGUAACGCGAUUCGGUUGCAGCUCACUCAGUUUGAUAAGAUAAUAAGAUAUACAUUAUUACUUUUUUUUGCAGUAUUUCAAAUCCUAAAAUUAUCCUAAAAUUUGGAAUUUAAGAAAAUCGGUCCUGUGCAUACGAGCGUACGAUAAUUGUACUGAGAACCCGAUAAUUUUACGGCAYUGUGUCGAUCAGACAAGCAAAAGUUUCUGGGAUCACUGGAGCAGCUGCUUUUUAUUUCGGCGCAAAAAUAGUUAGUGUGUCAACGUUGUGUAUUUUGCAGCUCGAUCAUGUCGGAAUCCGAUGAGAUUGCAAAUUUUAGUGAAAAUGAAAGGAUUGUUGAAGAAAAUAAACAAGAACCAGUGUGUUUUAUUUGUAGUUUAACGAGUGAUCCGAUUGACAAUAAAAUAAAAUGUUUAACAAGCGCAAUUUUAAAAAAUUGUAUAGAAGCGAYUAAGGUUAGGAAAAAGCAGCAAUCUAACACCUCCAGAAGAUCCAUGGAUGUUUCUUCAAUCGAAUUGCCCAAAGAUCUUGAGGAGAAAGGAUAUCAUCAAAAAUGUUAUAGACAACUAACAAACUUAUCUGGAAACGCAAAAUUGAAAAAGUUGUUGAUAUCGACGCCAACGAGGAUUCAGUCAAUAAUAAUAGAAGCGAAAAUAACGAAAAACAUAAAGAGCACGUAUCUUUUGAACAUGGUGCAAGUGCUUGUGUAUUUUGUACACAAGUUCGCAAAAGACAAAAAUUAUGAAACAUUUCAUGUAGUUAUAGAUAAAGCUACUCAAAAUUAUGAUUUACCGAUUUUACAAAGAAUUGAUCAGUGUCAAGACAUGUCUGUACCCAUACCAUAUCACAGAGUUUGCAAAACGGAAUAUUUGAACAAGUGCAGGCAAAAAAAAAGAAAUUACUGAUUGGCACUUAAGGAGAGAGAAACACGAGCGAGCUCGUGUGAAUUUGUUUAAAUUUAUUCAAGAGGAAAUUGUCGAUAAUAUGCACAUAUUUCAAUAUUCUUUUUUGCUUAAUUUAUUCAGACAUUUUUUAUUGGAAGAGUAUGAUAACGAAAAUUACCAAAAUGUUUUGACACGUCAAAUUUACAAAAAAAAAUUGUACAACAUUUCAAAGAGUCUGUUAAAAUUAUUAACAAUCGCGGACGCAAACACAUUGUUUCUACUAAAGCUAGUUUAGAAAAUAUUGACAUGACUUACGUUAAUGAAGAAAAUGUUAUCAAUUCUUCGGCGUUACUUUUACGCAAGAUUGUUUUAAGAGUAGAAAAAAAUGCAAUCAGUGACAAUGUAACUGCGCCACAACUUAUCAAAGGUGAAUGUGAAAUUCCAUAUGCUCUAUUACGGUUUUUUUGUCUUUUGUUAACUGGAGAUAAUGUAGAUAGAAUAAAAGAUCCGAAAAUGUUGGUGUUAGCCAAGUCUUUUGCUUUUGAUGUUAUAUAUGCAAUUCACAGAGGAAGAGUUAAGACAUCCAAACAUAUAAGUCUUGGAAUAACAUUAAAAAGUUUGAGUAGUAGUGAAAAGCUUGUACGGUUCUUACAUUCCUACGGACAUUGCAUUUCAUACUCAAAAGUAUUAGAAUUGGAGACGGAAGCAACCUAUGCAAUCUCGGAAACAAAUCAAGUAUGCCCUGCUGGUAUGGUAUUACAACCAUCUCUCAAUAGUGGUUUUGCUUUCGAUAAUUUUGAUUGAUACGUGGAAACAUGUGAUAGUAAAGAUACCAUGCACGAUACGGUUGGAAUUUCAUUUCAAGAUCGUGCUCCACAAGCUGAAACAUCUUCUCAGGAAAGUAACUGAAACGGAUGAGGAAUCAGGCGAAGAAGCUGAUGACAUUGUAGAAGGUGAUGAAGAAGAGAAUUCGGACAUCGAUGAGGACGAUGAUUCCGAUGACGACUCAGUUGCUGAUUCUGAUGACGAAUUAUAAUUUAA
Messenger RNA from Polistes dominula (European paper wasp), 1926 nucleotides. RefSeq lists its product as uncharacterized. The record is from RefSeq and is a predicted model, not a curated record. Lineage: Eukaryota; Metazoa; Arthropoda; Insecta; Hymenoptera; Vespidae.